This is a messenger RNA of Chironomus riparius, 1678 nucleotides long. NCBI's taxonomy places the organism in Eukaryota, Metazoa, Arthropoda, Insecta, Diptera, Chironomidae. The record is from the annotation of a GenBank genome assembly.
AUUGCAAUUCGGUGUAAGUUGUUCAGUAAUUUGUCAUACGUGCUUUUGAUAGAUGGUGGCAAAAGUCAAUCGUACAAAUCAAUUCAGUAAUAAAUGGUUAAUUAAUCAAUAUUAGAAAAUGAGAAUUCCAAUUGCAACAGCUGUUUACCUAAUUACUCUUACAUUCACCCAAAUUCAUACUCAAAAUGUUAUCUGUGACUUUGAAAAUAUUGGGAACGACUACAUAUGUACAAUAAUUGCAGCAAACAUUUCCAGUGACACAACACAGCUUGAAUUUUUGUCACAACAUCUUGAAGGAAGAAAUGAUAGUCAUGUAACAAUUGUCAGGACAAACUCAUCAUUUGUAGGUAGAAUAAGAAUCUAUCAUCCACAGUUUACUCAACAGUUUCCAAAUCUUCAAGUUAUUGAUCUUCAAAGGCUCAGAAUUUUGGAUUUUUCAAAUAAUUCUUUCGAAAAAUGCGAUGAGCUUCGAAAAGUUAAUUUACACUUUAAUGAGAUUAAUUUUUUGCAAGAUAAUCUUUUUAGUAAAUGUGAAAAAUUGACUGAAUUGAUAAUAAGUAACAAUCACAUACACAAUUUAACAGAUGCUUCAUUUGAUGGACUUGAUAAUUUGGAAGUUUUAAAUUUGAACUAUAAUCUGCUCCAAGCAUUGUCAGACAAUGUUUUUAGAUUUAAUAGGAAGUUGAAGGAGUUGCAUUUAGGAAAUCCAUGGAAUUUGUAUCAACAUAAUAAAAGAAUGUUUGAAUUUUUGCGUGAUCUUGAAGUCGUUGACUUAUCAGAUUGGCACAUCGAUUAUUCUGAAACUGAAGCUCUUCUUAAUGGAUUGACCAAAUUAAAGGAAAUAAUUCUACAUAAAAAUUAUUAUGAAUACUUUAACAUGUCAUUCUUCAGUCAGUUUGAAAACCUAACAAUAUUGGACCUUAAUGAUAAUAAAUUAGGAGAUCUGAUUGACAAUUCUUUGCAGAAUUUAACAAACUUAAAGGAAUUUUAUAUUCAAGGGAAUUAUUUGGAAAUUUUGACUGAGAAUACUUUUACUGGAUUAGAUAAUUUGGAAAUCUUAUGGCUUGGAUACAACAGCAUUUCUUCAAUACCAAGUAACACAUUCGAUCGACUUAAUAAUUUAAAAAAACUUAGUUUAGUAUUUAAUAAAAUUGCAAUUUUACCACACGGAAUUUUUGAAAAUCUACAAAAUUUAAGAAGUCUUCAUCUUGGUGUAAACAUCAUAACUGACUUGCCAUCUGGAAUUUUCAAGUCUUUGGUCAAUUUAGAAUCUAUCAAUAUUUAUAAUAAUAAAAUUGAAACCUUGAAUUCAAAUUCUUUUGGCAGGCAUGAAAAAUUAGUAAAUUUCACAUCUUCCUGGAACAAAAUUGAUGAAAUUGAGAGGAAAUUUUUUGACAAUUUUCCAAACCUGGAACUUCUUGUAAUCAAUGAAAACAUUUGUGUAGACACAAUUAUUGACGAUUUUCAAAAUACAAAUAUAUCUUCAGUUUUUGGUAAAUGCUUUGAUAAUUUUGAGUAUCAAGAUACAACUACAAUUUCGACUGAGGUUCCAACUACUACAGAUGGCAAAGGAAAUGGCAGAAUAAUUGGAUUUUCUGUUUUGUUAAAUAUUUUGUUAAUGACUGUUAUAUUUAUAAUGCAAUAAAGUGGUUGAUUAAGCAUCUUAUUUAUUUCAUUA